This is a messenger RNA of Chlamydomonas reinhardtii, 2612 nucleotides long. RefSeq lists its product as uncharacterized. The coding region runs from base 98 to 1723 and encodes 541 amino acids. The record is from RefSeq and is a predicted model, not a curated record. The transcript is spliced from 9 exons. NCBI's taxonomy places the organism in Eukaryota, Viridiplantae, Chlorophyta, Chlorophyceae, Chlamydomonadales, Chlamydomonadaceae.
CCACAUAUUUGCACUCACUGUAAUUACUUGCUCCACGUCUGCGCUGCGACGCACGCCAUUGCCACACACCCAGGGCGCUUGCAGAGGAGUGCUGCACAUGCUCGGCGCGGGGUCGAACUGGGCGGAUGAAGUCGAGGAAGAGGAGUCUCUUCGAGGGCCAGUCUUUCCACGCGUUGUGCCGAGCGGGCAUGCCGACAGUGGCACCGAGCCGCGCGGGAGCGAGGGCGGGGUGACCCACAGCAGCGCAGCAACCACGCCGCUCACUUCCGGCCCGGCAAAGUCUCAGGCCGAGGUCAGGGACGGCAGCGCGCCGGAGACCGCUGCCUCAACCCCCGCCGCUCCUCUUGCGGCAGAGGCGGGCUCCGGCUCCAGCUCGGGCUCUCAUCCGGCCACGGAUGCCGCCACCACCUCCACCGUCGCCGCCGCGCCGAAAGCUAACGGAGUAGGUCACAAAGAGCCCACCGUGAUCCUCGAGCUUUCUCCAGCGACCGAUGCCGCAGCCACAGCUCGCUCGGACGCCGCGGCUGCGGCGGACGCAUCAGCUGGGGGCGCAGGCGCCGUCGCCCCCGCGUCCAAUGUUUCCGCCCUGUCGGCGGCGCUUCGCGCGGUGGCGGAGGAGGCGGCACGCGCGCAUUGCGAGCAGAUCGUUGAGGCGGCUGGCGUUUGGCUGACAGGCGUGGCGGAGCGGCUCGCGGCGGCGGUGACGGCGGCGGCGGCGGAGCACAUCAAGAAGAUGUCUCCCGCCGCCGCGGCCGAGCUGCCCAUCGACUGGGCCUCGGAGCUGGCGGUGUCGCUGCGGCACGGGCUGGGCGCGGGGCCGGUGCACGAGGCCCAGAGGCAGCUGCAGCGGGCGCUGCAGGGCCUGCCCACGCCCGCACCCGGCGCGGCUGCAGCGGCGGGCGGCGCCGGCGGCAAGCGGGGGCAGCGUGGCGGCGGCGGGGGCGGCGGCGGCGGCCGCGGGGACUCGCGUGGGGACUCUCGUGGGGACCGCGGUGGGCAGCAGGACCGCGGGGGCCAGCAGGACCGCGGAGACCGGGACCGGGAGCGGGAGCCGCGUGGUGACGUGGACGGCGGCGGCAACCGCAACAACCGCCGCGACGGCCCCGGGCACGUGCCCAUCAACGAGCGGUUGUCUGGCGCGCCCACUGGUGGCCGUGGCGGGGGUGGCGGAGGCCGCGGCGACCGCGGGGAUCGCGGCGACCGCAACAACAACGACCGCGGAGACCGGGACGGUGGCGGAGGCCGUGGGGACCGCGGGGACCGGGAGGGCGGCGGAGGCCGCGGAGACCGUGGUGACCGUGGUGACAGGGAGGGUGGCGGUGGCCGCGGUGGUGGCGGCGGGCGCGGCGGCGGCGGAGGCGGAGGCCGGGGCGAGCGCGGUGAGCGGGGCGAGCGCGAGGCCCCUCUGGCGCCGCUGCGCUACGGCGACCGGGGCUUCAUGCACGACGACCGCGACGUGGUGGACGAGGCGGCGGCGGCGGCCGUGGCGGCGGCGGUGGCGGGCAGCGGCAGCGGCGGGCAGCAGCACCAGCAGCAGGAUGAGGGGAGCUGGCGGCAGCGGCGGGUGCAACAGGACUCGCACCCCACGCACGACGCCGCUGCUGCGGCGGCGGCGGCCGCUCUGGGCCCGCCCCGCAAAGUGAAGGCCGGGCACCAAGCCUACACGCCGCCCGCGCGCCGCGCCGGCGACCGGAACGACGGCGAGGGCGAGGAGGCCGCGUAGGCGGUGGGCAGCUGCUUCGACUGGGGGUUCAGUUUACGCCGCUGGAGGGAGGGCGCGGCGUGUACGGCAUCCUGGAGUGUCUGGGGCGCAGGGGCGCAGCAGGCGUACGUGUGCCGUGCUGGGAGCUUAACACUGACCCACAGGACUGCGUGGCGGGGACUUGCGGGAGGAGGAUGAAAGUGAAGAUGGGGCUGAGGGUGUAGAUGGGGUCACAUACACAAGACAGGCACUGCCUCGCUACCACACAGUGAGAUGGUGCGCUGCCGUACAAUGGUUCCGGGUCACGCCGGUGCAUGGAGCUGUGGGCGACGUGCGAGCUGGCGACAAGGGUGUCUUCCUAAUGUGUCCUUGGCAUGUGGCCGCGCACUAAAGGCGGCAGCAUGUGGGUGGUGCCGGCAGCUGGCCGGCGGUUCAAUGCGUGUCUGUGCAUGGGCGUCGGCGGCAGAGGCAGUGCUGCUCCCUACCCCAAACGCACACACAUGGAACGGACACCCUGCUUGGGAUGAUUCCUGAUUCCUGGGAGAGGAAACUCGAAUGCGAUAGAAGCUCGGACCCAACACUUGACAAAGCUGUGCGCUCGGGUUUUAGGCUACUGAUGUCCUUGGGUCCUCGCGGCUGGCGGCUUUAGGUGCUAGCGCUGCUCUUGUGCGUGCAGGGUCGAAUGCUCGGGUGAGUGUGCGUUUGUAAUCAGGUGAUGGUGUGGUGUGACUUGGAUUCUAUGAUGUCAGGCGCUGCUGUGGUGGAAGAAGUGAAGAGGUCCGGAGGUGGCAACUGACACGCGCUGUUGGGCUCCCACGUUAGCUUCCGAUGCUGGGCGAGUUGCCAUUGGGCGCGCGAAACAGACACGCCCGGAGUGGCACGGUGUGUACCCUUGUAAAAGGAAAUGAUG